Messenger RNA from Emiliania huxleyi CCMP1516, 237 nucleotides. RefSeq lists its product as hypothetical. Lineage: Eukaryota; Haptophyta; Isochrysidales; Noelaerhabdaceae. The transcript is spliced from 2 exons. The record is from RefSeq and is a predicted model, not a curated record. The coding region runs from base 1 to 237 and encodes 78 amino acids.
AUGUCUGGUGACUCAACCGCCGCCGCGACGCCCCUCUCCGCCGUGGUGCACUUCCUCGUCGACAGGUGCGAGAUCAACGAGGAGGAUGCCGCACAGUACGCAGCGGCGCUGUGCACGGACGGCUAUGACACCCUUGCGUCGCUCUGCGACGUGGAGGAGAGCGACUGGGACGGCUACGAGAUUAAGAAGGGCCACCUCAAGCGCAUCAAGCUCACUACCGCGAAGUGCCGAACUUAA